AUGAGAAGAUCAGGAUUAUUAGUACUAAUCUUAUUCUGUUCUGCUGUUGGUAAUGCACCAGUUGAAGUUGCUAUCGGUGCUAUUUUUCCGUCUUCUCCUCCUGUAUUAGAAGAAACAUUUCGGCUAGCAAUAAACAAUAUAAAUUCAGAUUCGAAUUUAUUACCCAAUACGAAACUGAUUCCGAUUACAGAGAAUGCUUCUACACAAUUAGAACUUAUUAGAGCCGUGUGUAAUUUAGUGGAUCAACGAGUGAUAUCGAUAGUCGUACCGCUGACAUCUUUUGAUUCCAAAAUUGCCCAAACUGUGUGUGGCCAAUUGGGAAUACCGCAGAUUAGUAUCUUGGCCACAGACCCGAUGUUAUCUUUAAUACCGAUUUUGAACCAAUCGUCGUCUACACUUUUGAAAAUGUCACCGCCGGAUACAUUUCAGAAUCACGCCUUAAUACAUAUCUUGAAAUAUUAUGGAUGGGAUGCUUUCGCCAUUUUAACAGAAGAUAAUGAAGCAGCAAUUCAUGCGACAAUGGAACUUCAAAGACUAGCUACGAAAUACGAAAUUACACUGCUUUCUAUACAGAGAUUUCCUUUGUCCGACUCAAAAUCUCUCAAUAUAACAUCACAAUUGAACGACAUAAAGGAAAAGGACGUGAGAAUAAUAAUUCUUUAUUGUUCAAUAACGAUAAGUAAAACUGUUAUAAAUCAAGCUGAUCGCAUGAACAUGUUUCGUUCUGGAUGGAUCUGGCUCGUUAUGGAUAGCAUUACAUCAUUCAGCUUUACAUACUUAUCAGACAAUGACGGAUAUGUACCAUCUUCUUUAGUCGGAUUAAUAGGAACGGCAAUUGUGGUUCCCGACACUAUUUUAUAUUUAAAAUUACCGAAUCAGUUAAAAGAGAAAAAUUUGGGAAAUCAAUUAGAGAAUGAGCAAGCUUUCACUCGUGUGUAUGAUGCAGUGUUAGCAAUUGCCAACGGACUUCACAGAAUUCUUUACGAAGAGAAAGUAUCUUUCGAACUUCCUACUUUCCAAAAAGGAAGUUGUGCCGAUUCUGUCAAUGAGUGGAAGCGGGGUAGAAAUUUGUUGGAAAGUAUUCUCAAUUUGAAAAAUGUUAAUGGGAGUUUAGGACCUUUAAAGUUCACAAAAUUUGGUUACCAUCAUCUCACCAGUUUUGACAUCGAAAAUCUUCAAAUGAGAGGUUUCGUUAAAGUAGGAAAAUGGUUAGAAAAAGAGAAAAGCUUGAAGAUUAAUUCAGAAAUCAUAUUUCCUGGACAAACUACAAUUCCUCCAAAUGAAUCUCAUCAUAGACUUUUCGGAAGAACACUUAAUAUUGGAAUAAUUUUAGAUGAGCCCUUUAUAAUGAAAAAUCCUUAUUAUAAAGAAGGAGAUCCAAUGCAUUCUAAAUACGAAGGAUUACUUAUAGAUCUUCUUUUAAAAUUACAAGAAAUACAUGAUUUCAAAUUUGAAUUACAUGAAACUAAGGAAUAUGGAAAUAAAAAUGAGGAAACAAAAAAAUGGAAUGGAAUAGUUAAACAAUUAAUGGAUAAGAAAAUAGAUUUGGCACUAGCUACCUUGACGAUAUCCUGGAAAAGGCAACAAGUUAUCACCUUUACAGCUCCAUACUACGAUUUAGGUUUGGCUAUAUUAAUGCCGAAAUAUAAUGCAAAAACUAAUCAAAAUUAUUUCGCAUUUUUAUCACCUUUCGAAACAACAGUGUGGCUUACCAUUGCUGUGUCGGUGAUUUUUACUUCCCUCGUGCUCGCAGUAUGUGUAAAUUUAACACCAAGUAAUUUUGACAAUAGAAAAAAGGAGAUAGGGAAAGCAAAUCAAAGCGUUGGCGAUUCUUCUUCGUUCACUUUUCCUCCCUUGCCAGAUGUCCUGCCCAUUGCCAUUUGA
Centruroides sculpturatus (bark scorpion) is the source of this 1884-nucleotide messenger RNA. RefSeq names its product glutamate receptor ionotropic, NMDA 1-like. The coding region runs from base 1 to 1884 and encodes 627 amino acids. Gene Ontology annotation, cellular component: plasma membrane. Gene Ontology annotation, molecular function: glutamate-gated receptor activity. The transcript has 10 exons. The record is from RefSeq and is a predicted model, not a curated record. NCBI's taxonomy places the organism in Eukaryota, Metazoa, Arthropoda, Arachnida, Scorpiones, Buthidae.